AUGGCCGCGAAUCUCAAUAUCCCCACGAUCCGCACAGGAAUUCGACAUACCCCCCGAUUAACUCGAUACCUCCAACCCGGCCACCGAAUUUCUGCGCCUCGAAAAUACUCGUCCGCUGCAUCUCCAUCGACAUCUCCAUUUGCCCCUCGCCAUCUCCUAUCCAUCGCGGACCUUACCCCCGCGGAGUUUACGGCGCUAGUUCGCAAUGCCGCGCAACAUAAAAAGGCCAUCAAGACCGGCUCAGUACCGCGCAACUUACUAGGCGCCCUGUCCGGGAAGACGGUAGCAAUGAUGUUUAGUAAACGAAGCACUCGAACUCGAAUUUCAACAGAAGGUGCUGUAGCACAAUUGGGCGGGCAGCCGAUGUUUCUAGGCAAGGAUGAUAUUCAGUUGGGUGUUAAUGAGUCACUCUACGAUACCGCUGUAGUGAUAUCGUCUAUGGUCUCGUGUAUCGUAGCGCGUGUGAAUAGCCAUGAUGAAGUUGCCAGUUUGGCGAAACAUUCUACAGUGCCAGUCAUCAAUGCCUUGUGUGACUCUUUCCACCCUCUCCAGAUCAUCGCCGAUUUCCUGACCAUUCACGAGACAUUUCCGGCACGCCCCACCGCAGGGCUUAGCAGUCUUGGACUGGAAGGACUGAAGAUAGCCUGGGUUGGAGACGCCAAUAACGUGUUGUUUGAUAUGGCCAUUGCUGCGGCGAAGCUGGGAGUUGAUGUCGCCGUAGCUACACCAAAAGGGUACGAGAUUCCACAACCAAUGCUUGAGAUCAUUAAGCAAGCUGGCGCAGGCAUAUCUUCGCCUGGGAAGCUGAUACAAACAAAUAUACCUGAGGAAGCAGUGAAGAAUGCCGAUGUGCUUGUAACAGACACUUGGGUAUCCAUGGGCCAGGAGGAAGAGACCGUGAAGCGAAUGAAAGCCUUUGAGGGUUUCCAAAUUACGCCAGAGCUUGCACAGCGAGGUGGAGCCAAACAGGAUUGGAAAUUCAUGCAUUGCUUGCCUCGUCACCCUGAAGAAGUAAGCGACGAGGUCUUUUAUAGUCCUCGCUCACUGGUAUUCCCUGAAGCUGAAAACCGCCUGUGGGCUGCAAUCUCGGUGCUUGAAGGGUUUGUUGUCAACAAGGGAAAAAUCGAGUAA
Molecule: messenger RNA, 1131 nt
Organism: Talaromyces proteolyticus
Lineage: Eukaryota; Fungi; Ascomycota; Eurotiomycetes; Eurotiales; Trichocomaceae
Product: ornithine carbamoyltransferase
Exons: 1
Coding region: 1-1131 (376 amino acids)
Biological process (GO): L-citrulline biosynthetic process
Cellular component (GO): mitochondrion
Molecular function (GO): ornithine carbamoyltransferase activity; amino acid binding
Source: RefSeq, a predicted model, not a curated record